Miscanthus lutarioriparius is the source of this 1272-nucleotide messenger RNA. The record is from the annotation of a GenBank genome assembly. NCBI's taxonomy places the organism in Eukaryota, Viridiplantae, Streptophyta, Magnoliopsida, Poales, Poaceae.
AUGGCUGGGAGGAGGGCGGGCUGCAAACGCGGCCAGGAGGCCGCAUGCAGGCGGAGGCUGGGGCACGGACGGGAGGAAGACGAGACGCAGCAGCGGGACGGGAGCAAGCGAGCGCCGCCAUGGGGGAGGAGAACGAAGGGCGAGCGGAAGAGCUGCCACCGUCGGAGGCAGGAGAACCAUCGGAAGGGACUUCAGGUGGAGUAUUAUUUCAGUGAUAUAAACCUGGCCACCACUGAACAUUUGAUGAGGUUUAUUUCAAAGGAUCCUGAAGGAUAUGUGCCAAUAUCAGUUGUUGCUGGCUUUAAGAAAAUUAAGGCUUUAGUGCAUAGUAACUCCAUGCUUGCUUCUGCUCUUCGGACUUCAUCAAAGCUUGUGGUCAGUGAUGAUGGAACAAGAGUAAAACGUGAGCAACCAUUUACAGAAUCGGAUUUAGAAGAACUCCAGGCCCGAAUUGUUGUUGCAGAAAAUCUCCCAGAUGAUCAUUGUUACCAGAAUCUGAUGAGGCUCUUUUCAGCUGUUGGCAGUGUGAAGACAAUUAGAACUUGCUAUGCUCAGACUCCAAAUGGCACUGGUCCAGCUACUAACAGAUCUGCAAAGCUAGAUAUGCUUUUUGCCAACAAACUUCAUGCUUUUGUUGAGUAUGAUACUAUUGAAGAUGCUGCUAGAGCGAUUGUGGAACUUAAUGAUGAAAGGAACUGGAGAAGUGGGCUUAGAGUUCGAUUGUUAAGCACUUGCAUGACAAAGGGAGGUAAAGGGAAAAAGGGUGGGCAUGAAUCUGAUGGGUAUGGUGAGGAGGAGAAUGUCUCCACUUCUGAUCAACCAAAUGAUAAACAUUUAGAAGGAACACCUCAAAUGUCAGAUGUGCCUGGAGAACACAUGACUGAGGAUAGCACUGGAGAUAUGGGACGAGGACGUGGCAGGGGACGUGGUCGUGGUGGCAGGGGCCGCGGGCGUGGUUACCAUCAACAGAACAACAAUCAACACCACCAGAACCACCAUCAGCACUACCAAAACAGUAGCCACCACAGUAACAGGAGUAGUACCCAUCCAGUGGGAACCCCACCAUCUGGCCACUCAGUCAAGAUUGAGCAACCAUCUGACCACCCAGUCAAGAUUGGGCAGCAGCAGGAGGAGGCAACUCAGUCACAGCCCCUCACAGCGGCUAACAAACAGCCUCCAGGUCCCCUCAUGCCGGAUGGCACACGUGGAUUCACCAUGGGCAGAGGGAAGCCGCAAACAUUGACGCCCAGAGUAUCCGAGUCUGAACCUUGA